Messenger RNA from Metopolophium dirhodum (rose-grain aphid), 477 nucleotides. RefSeq lists its product as uncharacterized. Bases 1 to 477 code for a protein of 158 amino acids. Gene Ontology annotation, molecular function: SUMO ligase activity; zinc ion binding. Gene Ontology annotation, biological process: protein sumoylation. NCBI's taxonomy places the organism in Eukaryota, Metazoa, Arthropoda, Insecta, Hemiptera, Aphididae. The record is from RefSeq and is a predicted model, not a curated record. The transcript has a single exon.
AUGAAAAAUUCUGGUAAAGAUUUGGAGACUUACAACUUGACUCUUUUAUGUCCAAUAAAUAAAUCAAAAAUGAAACUGCCUGUCAAAUCUGUCAAAUGUAAUCAUUUGCAGUGUUUUGACUUGCAAGCUUUCAUUUCUUUGAAUGAGAUAGAACCCACAUGGCUGUGCCCUAUAUGUUCGAAGUCCUGUAUCUUGGCUGAUUUGAAAAUAGACUCUUUCCUUUCGUUUAUUAUCAAUAGUAUAAACUUACCUAAAACUUGCGAGGAAGUAGAGCUUGAUGCGAAUGGCAAAUGGAAACCAUGUAUAUUGAACAGUGAUAGUCGUGAAGGUAUUUUGGGUACAUCUUGUGGCCCUUUAGAAAAAACUAUUCUUGAAAUUGAUUUGGGUAACUCAGAUGAUGAAGAUCUCGGUGAUAUUGUAAAAACAGUAUUACCGAUAACAAGUGCAGGGAAUUCCAAUGGUUCAAUAAGAUACUAA